Saimiri boliviensis boliviensis (Bolivian squirrel monkey) is the source of this 1318-nucleotide messenger RNA. RefSeq names its product CD38 molecule (gene CD38). The record is from RefSeq and is a predicted model, not a curated record. Lineage: Eukaryota; Metazoa; Chordata; Mammalia; Primates; Cebidae. Gene Ontology annotation, molecular function: phosphorus-oxygen lyase activity; NAD+ nucleosidase activity, cyclic ADP-ribose generating. Gene Ontology annotation, cellular component: plasma membrane. Gene Ontology annotation, biological process: positive regulation of B cell proliferation.
GAGGCAAGGGGUUGGGGGUGGGAAGGGAAACAGAGAAAAGGCAAGUGAAAGAGAAGGGGAGGUGCCGUUUCAGAACCCGGCCCGCCCUGCUCCUGCUGCCUAGCCUCCCACCGGUCUCAUCUUUGCCCAGCCGACCCCUCCUGGAGCCCUAUGGCCAACUGUGAGUUCAGGCCGGUGUCCGGGGACAAACCCUGCUGCCGGCUCUCUAGGAAAGGCCAGCUCUGUCUUGGCGUCGGCCUCCUGGUCCUGACCCUCGUCGUGGUGGUCGCGGUGGUGGUCCCGAGGUGGCACCAGCAGUCCCAGCGCUCGCAAUGGGGAGGGCGGGGCACCACCGACCGCUUUCCCGAGAUCGUCCAGGAGCGAUGCGUCAAUUACACUCAAACCCUCCAUCCUGAGAUGAGACAUAUAGACUGUCAAAACGUAUGGGAUGCAUUCAAGGGUGCAUUUAUUUCAAAACAUCCUUGCAACAUCACAGAAGAAGACUAUCAGCCACUACUGAAGUUGGGAAAUCAGGCAGUACCUUGCAACAAGACUCUCCUUUGGAGCAGAAUAAAAGAUCUGGCCCAUCAGUACACACAAGUCCACCGGGACAUGUUCACCCUGGAGGAUACGCUGCUAGGCUACCUUGCUGAUGACCUCACAUGGUGUGGAGAAUUCGGGACUUCUGAAUUAAACUAUCGAUCUUGCCCAGACUGGAGAAAAGACUGCAGCAGCAACCCUGUUUCAGUAUUCUGGAAAACAGUUUCUCACAGGUUUGCAGAAACUGCUUGUGGUGUGGUCCAUGUGAUGCUCAAUGGGUCCCGCAGUAAAAUCUUUGACAAAAACAGCACUUUUGGGAGUGUGGAAGUCCAUAAUUUGCAACCAGGGAAGGUUCACACACUACAGGCCUGGGUGAUGCAUGAUGGAAGAGGAGAUUCCAGAGACUUAUGCCAGGAUCCCUCUAUAAAAGAGCUUGAAUUGAUUAUAAGCAAAAGGAAUAUUACAUUUUCUUGCAAGAAUAUCUACAGACCUGCCAAGUUUCUUCAGUGUGUGAAAAAUCCUGAGGACUCAUCUUGCAUAUCUGAGAUCUGAGCCAGUCGCUGUGGUGUUUUACCUCCUUGACUCCUUGUGGUUUAUGUCAACAUACACGACUCAGCAGACUUGCUGGUGCAGAGCUGAAGAUUUUGGAGGGUCCUCCACAAUAAAGUCAACACCAGAGACAGAAGCCUUUUCCCCCAAAGUCUUAAAAUAACUUACAUCAUCAGCAUUGCUUUUAUUGUGAUCUAUCAAUAGUCAAGAAAAAUUAUUGUGUAAAAUUAAAAUGAAAGUUUUAUAUUAA